Messenger RNA from Rotaria sp. Silwood2, 765 nucleotides. The record is from the annotation of a GenBank genome assembly. Lineage: Eukaryota; Metazoa; Rotifera; Eurotatoria; Philodinida; Philodinidae.
AUGGAUUCUCCAAUUCCAUCGGCCUUAAUCUGUUUGGGAUAUUUAAUUGCUGUUUGGAUGGGACCAACACUAAUGGCAAAUCGUUCACCAUAUAACAUUCGUCAACUAUUAUUAGUGUAUAAUGUUGCUAUGGUUGCUCUAUCUGGUUAUCUAUUCUAUGGAUUUCUUGCUGGUGGUUGGUUAAAUGGUUAUUCAUUAGGUUGUCAACCUGUCGAUUAUUCUCGAUCACCCACUGCUAUGAGGAUGGUUCGUGUUUGUCAUUUAUUUUUUCUAUCAAAAUUUAUUGAAUUACUUGAUACAAUCUUUUUUAUAAUGAAAAAAAAUUUUCAUCAAGUAAGUAUCUUACAUGUUUUACAUCAUGGUAUAAUGCCAAUAAGUUGGUGGUUUGGUGUUCGUUUUGUUCCUGGUGGUUUCGGAACAUUACAUGCUUGCAUUAAUUCAUUUAUACAUUUUCUUAUGUAUUUAUAUUAUGGACUUGCUGCACUUAGUCCGUCAUUUCGGAAAUAUUUAUUUUUAAAAAAAUCCAUGACAUGGAUGCAAAUGAUUCAAUUUAUGCUAGUUAUGGUUCAUACAUCACAAUUAUUUCUUAUGCAAUGUGAUUAUCCAAUUUUAUUUGCUUAUUGGAUAUUUUCAUAUGCUAUCAUGUUUUUACUAUUUUUUGCAAACUUUUACGUGCAAGCAUAUAUCAAAAAAUCAUUAUCAGCAGCAAAAUCAAAGCCUCAACAAAUCAAAUCAAAGACAAAUGGUUAUGAAAAAAAUGAAUGA